Messenger RNA from Pristis pectinata (smalltooth sawfish), 822 nucleotides. RefSeq names its product paired like homeobox 2A (gene phox2a). Bases 1 to 822 code for a protein of 273 amino acids. Gene Ontology annotation, molecular function: DNA-binding transcription factor activity, RNA polymerase II-specific; RNA polymerase II transcription regulatory region sequence-specific DNA binding. NCBI's taxonomy places the organism in Eukaryota, Metazoa, Chordata, Chondrichthyes, Rhinopristiformes, Pristidae. The transcript is spliced from 3 exons. Gene Ontology annotation, biological process: regulation of transcription by RNA polymerase II. The record is from RefSeq and is a predicted model, not a curated record.
AUGUUUAAAAUGGAUUACGCUUACCUCAACUCCUACGACUCCUGUAUGGCGGCGAUGGAAGCCUCGGCUUACGCCGAUUUCAGCCCCUGUAGCCAAAGCAACAACUUCCAGUACAACCACAUCAGGUCCAGCUUCGGAACUGGUCCGGUCUGCUCCAGCCUCACCCCCGCCAACUGCAGCCUGGGACCCCUGCGAGAUCACCAAAGCUCACCGUACACCACAGUUCCGUACAAGUUCUUCACGGAUCACGGUGGGAUCAACGAGAAGCGGAAGCAGCGGAGGAUCCGGACAACGUUCACCAGCUCCCAGCUGAAGGAGCUGGAGCGAGUCUUCGCCGAGACCCACUAUCCAGACAUCUAUACCCGUGAGGAGCUGGCACUGAAGAUCGAUCUGACUGAGGCUCGUGUCCAGGUCUGGUUCCAGAAUCGACGAGCCAAGUUCCGGAAGCAGGAACGAGCGGCCAACUCCAAGGGCAACGGAACCAGCGGGGGCGGGAAGAAGGGGGACCUGCUGUCCGAGGAGGAAGAGUCCAAAGACCCCAAGUGUAGCGACCCCGACAGCACAGCCAACCCGGCCUGUCCCCCCUCGUCCAUCUCCGCCCCCACCCCUGCCCCCUCCGGCCCCGUCUCCAGCACCAGUCCCCACCCCCUCAACAUGCCCAGUCCCAACAGCUCCCAGCCCAUGAAGCCCCCGGCAUGGGCUGGCACUGAACUCCUGAAAGCCCAGGCUUGGCAGCCGACUGACAACAUGGCCGGACCCUUCGCCGGAGUGCUCUCAACCUUACACAGAAAGGCCAACGUACUCAAACCGAACCUCUUCUAG